GUGGACCUUUACAAGCUCUGAUAGAUAAGCGUAUGGAAUUUAUUCGCUGCCGGCAUCAGCUCUAGCAGAACCGUCCUACGCACCAUAUUAUGUCUUCAGUUAGGUCUAGCCCCUCCGUCACCGUUGGGCCGCAGGCAUUGGCGGCUCAAGGCUCGGUGCACUGGGGCUUAGCAAUGGCCGCCUGAUCCUGAACAUUUUGUUGCGAACCAGGCCUUGAUCCCUAAAUCCCGCCGCUCCCCAGUUCUUGAUAUCCUUGCCGAUCAGCGACUCUAUUGUUCUCGCCUUUCUCAAACUGCUGGCCAUACGACGAGACAUAAUGCUUCGCCAAACGACGAAAAGCCCAGAUAACGCAUCGGUUUGCGUGGUAUUCGUUUAGCAAAAUGGAAACCGAUUAUUUGAUCAAGGGAGGGUAUUGCGAACGGAUGACGGAGGAAAAUGUACCUGAUCCCGACGUAACGGGCUGGGGGAUCGUCUCAUCCUUUUGCUUUUCAAUCGUCAUGAACAUGAUUGCCAUCAUCGUUGCAUACGCGACAAAAGCGCUACCUGAGAAACGGUACAACACAAUAGACGAUAUCAUUCAUUCCAGAGGGUCGUCGUCGGCCGAUAGGAAACAACGCAUCAAAGCUUUCGAGUCAUUCAUGCUAUCUCUCAGUGACCAGCAACUUGUUACUGGCAUGGUCCUCAUGUUGGCAACGAUCUUAAUAUCCGCGGGGGUACAUGGCUUGGACGAGGACUUUUCGGUGUACUCGUUUCAAAUUGCGACUCGACUCGGGUACUUCUCAUGCAUCACGCAUCUUUGCUCACUCACAGUGUUGUGGGGCUACUUCGACCAACAUAAACGGUUAAGAAUGUUCCGCACCAUCCUUAUGGUUGUCUUCCUGGCGAUGAUGAUUGGGUGCAUGACCAUCUCAGACUCUGUUACUUUUCGUUUCAAUCGACACGUUUCGGUCAAAUGUGCGAGAAAGCAUUUUAAGCUGAUUGAUCGAGAAAGACCCAACUAUGUCUUCUUCUCUGACGAAAUCAUUAUUAUCUUCAACCUAUCGAUACUAACUUACAUUCUCAUAUCUGGCUACGUCCAGAGGCUGCUACAACUCUAUUGCCCGCUUGCCCGCGAAGAAAGAGACUACUGGCAGCGUCGUUCUUUACGAGCCUUUUUCGGGCCUGAAGCUGAAACCAAAUUUGAAAGACUAGCUUUGACUCACAAUCAAACACUGGCAGAUCUGAGAUCUAGUUUUCUCUGGGAAAUUGUGUGGUUGGUAUUCUACUUCACAUUCGGAACCGCGAAUCUCCUGGAGUUCUUCAAUGAUGUCAGUCUCAGACUUGGUGCCAUCAAGCCGAACUUUGGGCAGCUUGUACCUCUGUUCCUUUUAGCUCUUCCAUUGAUAUCGGCUGCUGAGGCAUAUUCAACUGCUACUACAUAUGAUGAACUAUCUUCUCAAAAAACUGAAGACACAUCUUCUUUGCCAACGCCCGAGACGAAUGCGCCAGAUGUAACAGACUUGCUGCCGACUUCUCAUGCAUCGGGAAGUCAGCCUUUGAACCGAACCCUGGGAAAUCAGUCCCCAUCAGCAGCCACUGCGCAUUCAUUGCCCAUACUAGAGUCAAUGAUGAUCGUGGAACCGGCUCAGCUCCCCCAAGCAUCUGAGACCUCAGGUGGCUGGCUUUUGCUUAUGCUUAUUCCUUAUGCGGCUGGACUCAUGCUUUGGGCUCUUGUCUUUGCGGAUGUUAUACCCCACAGUUUCUUCCUUUCCAUUGCAGCAUGGGUGAUUGCAUUUCUGAUUGAGGUUGCGAGCUUCCGAAGCUGGUUUACCGUUGUAUUCUCUGCCACACGUGAAGUGAUAAGAGGCUGGUAUCUGGCUAUGAAGAGAUCGUUCAAACAGCUAUACCAUGUGUUUCUGACUUUACCUUACAUUAUGACCGAAUAGAACAUCAUGGUCUUAUCUUGUGUAUAUAUAAAAUCUGGGUUAGAACUUCAGGUUACAUAUGACCCAAAUCCAAAUCUCCGUUGUCCUC
Messenger RNA from Colletotrichum acutatum, 2013 nucleotides. RefSeq lists its product as uncharacterized. Lineage: Eukaryota; Fungi; Ascomycota; Sordariomycetes; Glomerellales; Glomerellaceae. Bases 381 to 1925 code for a protein of 514 amino acids. The record is from RefSeq and is a predicted model, not a curated record. The transcript has 4 exons.